AUGUGCGCGAAGAUGAGUGUGCUGCAAGGUCGCCACAUAGGAAUUAUGACCCUUACGAGCAGCCCGUGUGAGCUAGACAACAUGAGCUUGUUUCAAGACCUCAAGUUGAAAAGGAGAAAGGUCGACUCCCGAUGUGGUAGUGACGACUCCCCGGUAUCCCUCGGAUCAGCAGGCUCGCCGCUCGGGAUCCAGCCGGCGGAUGCUCCUUCACCCAUAAACUUUCCUGCUCCAGGGGAGAGCAUGGCCGACACCUCGACCCUGUCGCCGGAGGCUAACAUGCCGGGCUCGCCGGGCUGCCCUGUGGUCAAAGUGAAAAGCGAGUAUCUGCUAGGCAUCCCGAGUCCUGGGACACCGCGAGAUCCACUACGGGGCGGUGGCGGGGCUGGUGGCCUGGACGCUCGCGACACAAGUUGCUCGGACCGUGCGUCGCCCGACUCAGUCUUCCCGGACGCCACUACGAUGGUGGGCUUCCGACAGCAGCAGCAGCAACAGCAGCAGCAGCAACAGCAGCAGCAGCAGCAGCACCAACAACAACAGCAGCACCAACAGCAACGUUCUGGUACACCGUUACCGACCAGAUCGUCGCCUUACUCGCCUAUACAGGCGGUUUCCACGACUCCCAUGCCCCAAGAAGCAACCUCAAGGAGCGACAGCCCCGACAAAAGUGACCUGUCCUCCGUCCAAACUAAAGAGGAGUUCGAUAACUCGGUGUUCGACGGAGGGGGUGGACGCUCCGAGACCUCCAGUCAGCCGAGCCAUCGGAGCAGCCCAUCCUCGCAAUACAAUUCCAACCAGAGCAUGAGUCCCAGCGCAAGCACCCAGCACAGUGUUCAACAACAACAUCAACAACAGCCGCAGACUCCGCCCACGCCACCCAGACCCCGAGCCCCAUCGGUGCCGCCCCAUCUUCUCGCUCAUCACCAAUUUUGGUCGCAAAACUCCGGCGUACAGGGAUUCGCCACGCAAAGGCUACUGAACGGAGUUAUCAGCAGCGCCGUCAACUACGGGCAAAAUGUCGCGGUCGUGUCCACCAGCAGUAACAACACGAACCUGAGCAGCACGGGGAACGGCGGUAAUGGGGUCACCUCCAUGAACACGGGCGCGACUACCACCACAUCCACGUGUGAAAUGAAACCACCGGCGCAAAGACCGGCGCCGGCACCCCCAAGACCGCCGCCCACGGUCAUCAUGGGUGAGAUGGGGGGCGUCAGGACGAUGAUAUGGUCCGCGCCCCCAUUGGAUCCCGUACCACCGCCAGCGGCGUCGUGGACGACCACCGCCGCUGCGGCAUCCUGUUCUUCCUCGGAAGAAUCGGCCGCCCAGUUACUCCUGAACCUGGGUCAGGAGUCCAGGGGCAAACCACCCUGCGUUUCCUAUGCGUCCGGUCCACCGCUUAACAUGGAGAGGUUAUGGGCCGGUGAUCUGACGCAAUUACCGGCCGCGCAACAGAUGCAGGCACUGAACCUGACGGCCUCCAGUUCCGGUCAGACCUGGGUAAGAAACGGUGGGGUCGUGAAAUGCGAGUCCGCGUCGCAAUCGAUGUCUGUGGCGCCUCCUGCGCCACCGAUGCCGCCCCAGGAACACGAGGAGGACGAGACGCGUAUGAUAUGUAUGAUCUGCGAGGACAAGGCGACCGGUCUUCACUACGGGAUCAUCACAUGCGAAGGAUGUAAAGGGUUCUUCAAGAGAACCGUACAAAAUAGGCGGGUGUACACGUGCGUGGCAGUAGGCGGCUGCGAAAUAACGAAAGCCCAAAGAAACAGGUGUCAAUACUGUCGCUUCAAAAAGUGCAUUGAACAGGGUAUGGUCCUUCAGGCUGUUCGAGAAGAUCGGAUGCCUGGUGGCAGAAAUUCUGGUGCUGUGUAUAACCUUUACAAGGUGAAGUACAAAAAGCACAAGAAAAGUAAUAAAGCGAGCGCAGUGGGCGGAAAUAUGGGUGGCAUGGGUGGCGGCGGUAACGUUGGCGGUGUGAACGGAUCGGGAUCCCUCGGUGGUACCAAAACCACCAUGGGCUCGACGAUGUUGGACAGGCACAUGGCUGCGGCCGCACACCAUAGCCAACAGCAACACGCUCAGCUGGCUGUUGGUUACCUACAUCAUCACAAAAUUUCGUCGGGCGAUCCGCUCAACUCACAACCUACCCCCAGUCAUCCGAGUCACCCCGCGCAUUCGGGUCACCUCGUCAACGGGACGAUACUGAAGACGGCGCUCACCAACCCCUCCGAAGUGGUACAUUUAAGGCAGAGGCUAGACAACGCUGUGAGCAGUUCGAGGGAUCGAGCUUUUCCUUUGGACGCGACCCUCGCCAUGAUCCAAACCCUUAUAGACUGCGACGAGUUCCAAGAUAUCGCUACAUUGAGGAACUUGGACGAGCUACUGGACCAUAAAUCAGACUUAAGUGAGAAGCUGUGUCAGAUAGGAGACAGCAUAGUGUACAAGUUGGUGCAGUGGACCAAAAGGUUACCGUUUUACCUUGAGCUACCGGUCGAAGUUCACACAAGGUUGCUCACCCACAAGUGGCACGAGCUACUGGUGCUGACCACAUCCGCCUAUCAAGCGAUGCAUGGUCAGCACAAGUUCACCAACGCCGGUACCGACGGGACGGGAGCGGACUUUAUGCAAGAAGUUUCGAAUAACAUGUAUACGCUACAAACGUGCCUAACCAGCAUGAUGGGCCGGCCGAUAACCAUGGACCAAUUACGGCAAGACGUAGGGCUCAUGGUAGAAAAGAUCACAUACGUUACGUUAAUGUUCAGGAGGGUGAGGCUACGGAUGGAGGAGUACGUCUGUCUGAAAGUAAUCACCAUGCUCUCACAAGCACGUGGAGGUACAAUGGAAUUAGAACAAAUACAAGAACGGUACAUGAGCUGUCUGCGAAGUUUCGUCGAGCACAGCGCGCCCCAACAGCCGAGUCGGUUUCACGAUCUUCUCGUCAGGUUGCCGGAAGUACAAUCGGCGGCGGCUCUUCUACUCGAGAGUAAAAUGUUCUACGUUCCUUUCCUAUUGAACUCAGCAAUUCAAAGAUAGUAAAUAAAAAAA
This is a messenger RNA of Dufourea novaeangliae, 3039 nucleotides long. RefSeq names its product hormone receptor 4 (gene Hr4). NCBI's taxonomy places the organism in Eukaryota, Metazoa, Arthropoda, Insecta, Hymenoptera, Halictidae. The record is from RefSeq and is a predicted model, not a curated record. The coding region runs from base 1 to 3027 and encodes 1008 amino acids. Gene Ontology annotation, biological process: regulation of DNA-templated transcription. Gene Ontology annotation, molecular function: zinc ion binding; DNA-binding transcription factor activity; sequence-specific DNA binding. The transcript is spliced from 13 exons.